This is a messenger RNA of Mytilus trossulus (common blue mussel), 2029 nucleotides long. RefSeq names its product forkhead box protein H1-like. Gene Ontology annotation, molecular function: RNA polymerase II cis-regulatory region sequence-specific DNA binding; DNA-binding transcription factor activity, RNA polymerase II-specific. Lineage: Eukaryota; Metazoa; Mollusca; Bivalvia; Mytilida; Mytilidae. The coding region runs from base 8 to 1507 and encodes 499 amino acids. The record is from RefSeq and is a predicted model, not a curated record. Gene Ontology annotation, cellular component: nucleus. The transcript has 4 exons. Gene Ontology annotation, biological process: regulation of transcription by RNA polymerase II; animal organ morphogenesis.
CUUUGCUAUGAUAAAUACAAACAUUACCAGAGACGGUCAUUAUUCAAAUUAUAGAAACCCAAGAGAACACAUCAAGAUAUAUAUAAAUUACUACAUACUACUACCCAGAAAAUUUAUGAUGGAUCCCAGUUUUGCAUUCUGCAGUUACUAUCCUGACAUUUACCAACAGCCAUACACACAUCCAGCUUCAUCACCAUAUAGCACUCAAUAUGCAGCACAGGACAACAUUGACUAUCAGGCAAUCUUCCCCAACAGAUAUACUGAGUCCAGUCAGCUUAUGAAAAGUUCAAAGCGUACGGCCAGUCCUUCAGAUGGCAAAGCCCCUAAGAAGCCCAGAGUAUAUCAACGCUAUCCUAAGCCACCUUAUUCCUACGUGGGUAUGAUCAUCACAGCUAUAGAGACCAGACCAGAUAAAAGCAUCACCUUAUCAGAGCUGACAGCUAGUCUCAAGGUCAUGUUUGAAUUUUUCCGUGGUCCAUACACAGGUUGGAAAGAUUCCAUUCGACACACCCUCUCCAGUAGUCCAUGUUUCAUAAAGACAGAAGAAAAGCGCAAAACCACUUGCUUAUGGAUCGCCGACCUCACCACAGCACCGUCUAAUGUCUUCAAACGUCAAGAUACUAGGGUAAAAGAUGAGAAAGAGUCAUGGGCUCCAACACUACAUGAGCAACUCAACAUACCAGAAAUCGUGUUACCCAGCGCAGAAUGUCGUCUUCUUGCAACAGAUUUCCAUGUUACUUCAUCAGACAUCAAGCCAGUUAUUCACAAGUCACCAGAUUUCAACUUCAGCAUAGACAACAUCCUCACCAACGUCGACCGUCCAACUGUUGAGAAUGACGACGACUCUAGACGACGACUUAGCUUUAGCACUGAUUCACCAGUAUUUACCACCAAGAGUAUUAAACUCCGUCGUAACGCCAAGAAAUCUACUCACAAACAGUUGUCUAAACUUAUCGCCGAGCAGUCUGCCGCAUGGGGUAUAAGCCAAGACCAAGCUAUCGAGAAUCUUAGUUUCCUCUGCAAGAGCAUUCCAUCUGCACUUCAACACUCUAGUGUGUCUUCUGCACCAUCUCCUGUAGCAACAGCUUCGUCACCAGAUAGUUACUACCUGCCAUCCCCAUUGUCAGUAAUAAACUCACCCGACACUGUUACGUCAACAUAUUCACCAGUCACACCUACCUCUCCAUCCAACCAAUCUGUAUCAAGCAACUCAGCAUCUGUAAGUCAGCAUUACCCACAACCAACAUUUACUAUGUUACAAGGACCUUCCUUCUACCAACAUGACACCAGCUAUGCUCCUUCGUCGUUCUACGAACAUCAGAAUCAAGCUACGUUGAAUUUCAGUGACUACCACAAUGCUUACUAUCAACAGUAUACAGACUUCCAUUCUUAUCAUCAGUCACCUACUUACCAUGUCGAUACUAGCAGCCACUCAAUACAGCCACUGAAUCUGUCAUCGACAAGAUCUUCCCCCGUCACAUCGCCAUCAUCAUCUGAUACGUCAUAAACAUUUCCGUGUGUUAAAAAACACUUGUGUUCUGUCAUAGACAAUCAUUAUAUUGGGUUCCAUUAUCUGAAAAAGACUUUGUUAAUUUUAUCAAUUUUGAUAAAUUGUUUCAAUGAUUGACAUUCCUUUAUAGAUUUUAAAGAUAAUAUUGAAUUUGCAUACAUGACUUAGUAUACUAUAAAAUGUAUAUAUUCAAAAAUAGUGCAAUACCAAUAUACUCAUAUGCAUGUACAAUAUUACUAACUCUUACUGAGAAAUACUUAUGAUUUUUUAUGGAAAAGAUAGGAAAAAGUUAUUUAUUUUAAAGAAAAGGAUGUCUAAGUUACAAUUAUGAAAGAGAAAAUACUGAUCUAUGUAAAAGAAAAGUUACUUGUGUCAUAGAAAAAGGGGUUAUAAGUUACAUAGGUAAAAGAAAAAGAGGUUUUAAGUUAUCUAAUAAAAGAAAAAUGAGUUAUAAGUUACUGAUGUUUUAGUAAAAGAAGAUAAAUGCUAUCUAAAACAAAUAGAAGUUUUUAAUCUUUG